AAACGCUCGAGGCCACUCACCACUAUUCAAUAACAUCUCAUACUUGAAAUCAGUUGAGGAACUUCAUUGUGAUCGCUACGAGCGGGCGAGCGCAUUUCCUGGUGAUUGAUUGGCUUGAGCUCUGUUUUUUAGUAACUUUAAUUCAAAUUAAGUUUAUAGACAACUUUUAAGUUAAUGCUUUCUUUGCGGUAAUGUACAAUUCGGUGGCUUGCAUUUGCAAUAUUAUACAUCCGUGCCGUAAUGAAAUCUCCGGUACUUUCAUCUUGUUCCAAUGGAUUUUAGCGGGCAUUGCGGCUAUUGUUAAAGUGAUACGGCCAGUUUGGUGGAUUUUUGGAGUACGCUCGCAUGUGCCACUGAGAGAUGAGGAUUACAAUACAACUUGGUUGUAUAUGGCGAAUGGGGAUGGCGAGGCUGAAUUGGCCUAUUUGCUAGAACCACCGCCGGAAAUUGAACGCACUAUGCCGAUGUUUGUGCAGUUCGAGUACUAUGGCAGUCAUCAAUCGCUGACACCUUUUAUCAGCAACAUCUCAAUUGAGCAAUUCAGCGAUACAGUUGGACGUCAUCCUCAAGCCCACGAUGAUGAAUGGGGAGAGCUACUGGCUGAAUUUAAGCCCGAAUUGGAUACGAAAAUGUUAGUACAUGGCUGGAAAGCGAACACGCAAAGUCGUUCUAUACAAUUGAUACGCGACGCCUACAAUCGACGUGGCAAUAUCAAUGUGUUUGCCAUUAAUUGGCGCGAUCAAGCGGAUAGUAUUUACUAUUUGAAGCCAGCACGGUAUUCGAUUCAUGUUGGUCGCGCUGUGUCGCGUCUCAUUGACCUGCUGGUCGAGAAGCACUAUGCCGAUCCACAGCGCAUACACUUGAUCGGUCAUAGUCUGGGCGCGCAUAUUAUGGGUUACGCUGGUUCAUUUGCCAGAUACAGAGUUGGACGCAUCACAGGUCUUGAUCCCGCUCGUCCAGCCUUCGAGAAUUGCAUUGGUCCGGAAAAUCAUUUGGAUGCAACUGAUGCCGAGUUCGUUGAUAUUAUACAUAGCUGUGCUGGCAUUUUGGGUUUCCAGAAACCGAUUGGCUCAGUCGAUUUCUAUCCGAAUGGCGGCCGCGCGCCUCAACCCGGUUGCUCUGAGUUGGCAAAGAUUUUUACUGGCUGCAGUCACGGCCGUGCUAGUGAAUACUUCGCCGAGUCAGUUCACAGCGACAAGGGUUUCUAUGCCAGUGCCUGCAACUCCCUGGAUGAUAUGAAGGGGAAAAAUUGUAGCGGAAAACGCAUACUAAUGGGCGAUCCGGUACCGUUGCAUGCAAGUGGCGUAUACUUUGUGAAAACAGCAGACAAACCCAGCUUUGCAUUGGGUGCGAAUUCGUGAUGGAUGUACUAGCACCGUAUGCACAUACACUUGUGGUCCGCUGAUUAAGUUAAGUGACAUUUUGACCAGUUUUGGGUUUUUUUUUAUUUUCUUUAUUUUAUGUUUAUAAGUUUUUUUAUACAAGUUUAGC
Molecule: messenger RNA, 1491 nt
Organism: Rhagoletis pomonella (apple maggot)
Lineage: Eukaryota; Metazoa; Arthropoda; Insecta; Diptera; Tephritidae
Product: lipase member I-like
Exons: 5
Coding region: 192-1361 (389 amino acids)
Biological process (GO): lipid metabolic process
Molecular function (GO): lipase activity
Source: RefSeq, a predicted model, not a curated record